GGGGGGGGGAAAGGCACCAUAGAGGCGGAAGGAGCGCGAGCGAGCGAGCGCGGCGUCACUCCCACAAUGCCCCGCACAAUGGGGCCGCCGGGGCCUGAGCCGGAGCCGAGCCUGGCGGGGCCCGGGGGAACGGGAUGAAGAUUUCUUGCUGUUAAAGUCAUAUCAUUGCAAAGGUUCCAGCUAUACUGGGACAGUGUAACAGCAAGUCACCAACAGGUACGAGUUCUGCUUAACAUGGCCCUGUUCUACUAGGCCUGCCAUGACGGCAUUUUUUACCAGUGUUCCUACCUGGAUUCAAGAUGCAAAGCAGGAGGAGGAGGAGACAGGCUGGAAAUUAGUCCCCAGGCAAAGGGGUCGAGAGGCUGAAAGUCAAGGCAAGUGCCAAUGUGAAAUUUCUGGGACCUCCUUUACCAAUGUGGACAAGCUGAGAACUCACACGUUCACUCAUACGGAGCAGAGACCUUACAACUGCCCUCAGCUGCACUGUGGGAAGGCCUUUGCAUCCAAGUACAAGCUCUAUAGGCACAUGGCCACACACUCUGCCCAGAAACCUCACCAGUGUAUGUACUGUGAGAAAAUGUUCCACCGGAAGGACCAUCUCCGCAAUCACCUGCAGACUCAUGACCCCAACAAGGAAGCCCUCCACUGCCCUGAGUGUGGGAAGAACUACAACACCAAACUAGGCUUCAGGCGACACCUGGCUAUGCAUGCAGCUGCCAGUGGUGAUCUGAGCUGCAAAGUGUGCCUGCAGACCUUUGAGAACACUCAGGUCCUCCUGGAACACCUCAAGGCUCAUUCCAGGAGGGCAUCUGGUGGAGCAAAGGAAAAGAAGCACUCGUGUGAUCACUGUGACAGACGCUUCUACACACGUAAAGAUGUGCGGAGACACCUUGUGGUGCACACAGGGCGGAAGGACUUCCUGUGCCAGUAUUGUGCUCAGAGGUUUGGGCGGAAGGACCACCUGACCAGGCACAUGAAGAAGAGCCACUCCCAAGAAUUGCUGAAGAUCAAGACAGAGCCAGUUGACAUGUUGGGUCUCCUAAGCUGCAGCUCAGCUGUAGCAGUGAAAGAAGAGUUGAGUCCAGUUUUAUGUAUGGCAUCCAGAGACAUGAUGAGUGGUAAGAGCUUUCCUGGCAUGCUGCCUAUGGGCAUGUACAGUACACACCUCCAAGCUAUGCCAAGUUCAGGGAUGCCCCAUUCUUUGGUUCCCAACUCUCUUCCAAUGGGAAUGAGUUAUCCUCUGGAAUCUUCUUCUCCUAUCUCCUCCCCACCACAACCUCCUCCGAAGUACCAGCUCGGAUCUACCUCAUAUUUACCUGAGAAACUACCCAAAGCAGAGGUGGAGAGCUUUCUGUCAGAGCUUCCUGGCAGUCUGUCUCUCUCAUCUGGUGAGCCUCAGUCCUCCUCACCUCAGCCAGUAACUCUGGACGAGACUCUGCUUUCCAAGAGCCCUGCUAACCUUUCAGAGGCUCUCUGUGCUGCUAACAUGGAUUUUUCUCAUCUUCUGGGCUUCCUCCCCCUGAAUCUUCCUCCAUGUAACCCACCUGUGUCAUCAGGGGGGCUGGUCAUGGGCUACUCACAGGGGGAAACCCAGCCAUUGCUUACCACUUUGCAACCUCAACCUCAAGAAUCUCCCGGAGCUGGAGGCUCCCUGAACUUUGGUCCCCUUCAUUCAUUACCCCCCGUCUUCACCUCCAGCUUGAGCACAACCACCCUGCCACGUUUCCACCAGGCAUUCCAAUAAGGUGACUGUGGCACUGGUUAGCGGGUCUUCCGCUAAUACUUGCUCGGAGAGCCCUAAAAAUGCACAACUCUUGUACUUCUCUGCUGGGAUGUGAAAGCUUUUGAAAGCUGUUUCAGACAGGACGAUUCUGGUGUCUGGAGGGAGCACUUGUGGACUGGAACAGCAGAUAUCCCUGUGCAUGUCCCAGUCCUCUAGAGUGAAAAGGUUUCAGCUGUAUUUUUUUUUUUCUAAUUUUUAAUCUGUGAAUCGGGAGCCACACUUAGCACUGACCUUCCCUGAGGUUUUGGAGCCUUGUUCCUCUUUGGGAAGGGAUUGAAUCUGAGGAGUUGGGGCUGUUUCAGCUUGGGCAGACUUGGAGUAACCUUUUGAAGAGUCCAACUUCCAUUUUGUGUUACCACAUUGCAAUCCUGGCAUUACAGCCAGUACCUGCAGGUGAAUCAAGAGGAGGGGCAAGUCCAGAGACCUAUCCCAUUUGGAACAGACAGGAGAAGAGCUGUCCUUCCCCGUUACCCCCAUCUCAUCACCUACACAGCUCAUGCCAUUUUGCAUCAGUGUUAAGCGAUAAUGAUAGUAUCAACACGAUGGAUGCAGAGCACCUCAUUUCUUUUUGCAGAGCCAUCAGAUUAGACUCAUUCCAGUGAAUUUUUUUUUAAAAACACAACAUGAGUCUCUUUCCGUCAUUACAAAAAUAGGACACACCAGUGUACAUCUGGUGUAGCUAGAAUACUGUUUACACAAUGAAGUCAGGUUGCACUGAUUUCUCUUCUUCACUUGUCACAUUUUUCCCCCAUGGGGAAAAUAAACUGACUUGGACUACUUCAGCCUCUGCCAUUUUAAAUGGUAGUUCUUUGCACAUUCCCUUUGACUUCCCAUAUGUGUCAGAGGGGGAUGGAGCAACUUAGACAUCUGGCUCACUUUCGUGGUGUAUGAAGUGAGCCCUUUUAAAAACACCACAACCACACAGAUCCUGCCUCUAUAUUGGAAACCAAAGCACACAAAAAAGCAAGGGUUAGAGCUAGUAGCUGGCAGCAUCAAGUGCUGUCUUACAGGAGACCCAGGUUUGGGAGUGAUCUCUGGGCUUCUGUUCCAUAGGUUAGGCAUGGAGAUGAAGGACAGUGUAUGAGCUGACAUCUUUUCUGCCACCAUUUGCCAGGGUCAGUGCCCUCCUGGCUGAUCCACAAAGCAGCGUCAGGAGACACAUUUUGACCUCCACAGUGGGGUGAUAGCAUGCAGGAGUCAGGAGAAAACAAAACUGGCCCUAGUUUUGUUUACACUUAGUCACUGUAUUUGAACUGUUUCCCCAACACUAAUUGUCCUAACAAUAGCUGAGGUCUCUGGGAUUACAGUCCCCCUUCCUCUCCUCCAGCCUGGAGUUGUGGGCCUUUUUUAUUCCUCCUUUCUCCUGCCAUACCCCCUGAACCCUGGGUUCCACUUCCCUUGCUACCCAUCAUCUACAGACUUUGAGUUCUCCUUUGUGGGAUCUCCACCUACUGAUAGCAAAAAGGUUAGACUUUUAAGGGUCAGUGGACUCCUAGUCUGAUCGGCUCCGCAUAGUCUCCUGUUCACAUCAUGCUCAGUAGCCCAUAAUCUUGGGUAUUUUAAAUCCAGCUAUAUUUUAAUGCACAUCUAUGAACACAGACAUGCAGCUUUUCGUACCUCAGCAUGUAGGAGCAUAACAGGCUAAGAUAACCCAGGGAGUUUACCAACAUCUCUCUUUACAAACCCCCCAAAAUAGAGACCUACCUCUGUCCUGUUAUCGUAACUCCGUAAAUGAAGUCAGUUACUGUCCCCCUGCAUUCUCUUCUUUCCCUCUUCACUUCAGCUGACACAGUUUUUCCUUUUAUCUUCAGCCAUUUGUCUCAAACCCACAGCGCACAAUUAGUUCUGUUUCAUUUGCUCAUCGGCCUGGCUCUUCCUCCACUUUACUCAAGGAUUUCCUAUAAGUUUUUAGUAAUGUCUUCCUAACCCCAACUGGUGAACCAGCUAAACCUUGAAACAUAAGGAGUGAUAGACCUUGUCAUUUAAAAUUUAGCCAGUGAAACUGCAAAUGCUACUUUCGUUCAUAUCAGUGUAAGUUUUUACCUCAGGCAAUAUCCUGUGAAAUGAGUUUCCAUGGAUUAAAAGUAGUACUUCCUUUUAUCCAUUUUCAAAUGUUGCCUUUCAAAUUUCAGCAAGUGCCUUCUUUUUAUUUGAAACAGUAAAUAGGGGGAUCUCAGCUGGUCUUCUCUUAACCAUUCAUUAUUUUUAAAUACCUCAGUCAUGUCUCCUAUUUUUCUCUUUCCAAAUUAGUUUCACACUUUCACUUUAAGUCUGAUUCCUGUCUUUUUUUUAACAUAUAUAUAUUUUUUAAAACAAAAGCAAAAAUGGGAAAAAACUUGGUGAUCAAAACGGAAAGCGUUAUUUUGAUUUAUGCAGUGCAGCCAUAAUUUUUCCUCAUCUCUAUAUUUUUAACAUUUGGAUUCUCUUUUGGUGUUUUUUUGUCUUCAUUGUACUUUGAGAAGAGGUUUUCACUGAAAUAUCUUCAGGGGUAGCCAAGUCUACAGCCAGGCAAAUGCCUCCAUUUUCUACAAAUACUCUCUCAAAGAAUCAAUGGAAUUCAUUUAACUAGUUUUUGCACCACUUGGUUUGCUUUCCAUGGCUAUUCUAGCAAGCAAGUUUACAAGCAUGUUCAUAUAUAAAAUGAUUAACCAACAUUAGGGAAUAUAUUAAUGGAAAGCAAGUCUGGAACUCAAACCAACUGUUUACAUUGGGAACUUGAUGCAAAGAUUCAUCCUGACCCAUAACAGGUCCUAUUGAGUUCAAUGGAUAUAGGAUCAGACACUAAGUAUGCAGAUAAGAUUAAAAUGCCAACAUUGCGCACACAGAAAUAAUGCAAAAGAUCUAAAUAGAUGGGAAAUAGCUAAAUGAGAUUCAUGCAGGACAAAUGCAAGUUAAAACAUCUUGGGGGAAAUAAAUUGGAGAGGAGAUAUUUGGAAAGCAAUAUUGUGAAAAAGACUAAAGGGGUGAUAGAGGACGGCAAGUUAGAUGUAUGUUUACAAAGAAAUGUGACAGAAAAACUGUGGGAUUUUAGACUGGAUAAAGCAAAGCAUCAAUUCAUAAGAGGAAUCAAUAUCUAUAACUGGGAAGACCUCAUCUGUAAUAAUUAUACUGGCAUGUAUGUAGUGGUUUACAUCCGUAUGUCUCCUACCACUUACAACUGAAUAUCAUUUGCUCCGUAUAUAAAAUAGGGAUAAUGAGACAGAGGUUAAAGUCAACAUCAAAAGUUCAGAAGUGCCUUUUAAGAAUCUACAUUUGGCUUGCUCAGUGAUAGAACCCAUGAAUCAAUUUCUUGACUUCAGCCCUGCACCAUGUCUGAUCAUGCUGUGUCCUAGAAUACUGUAUGGUUUAUGGACACCACUGUAUACCAGAAGGGCAUAGACAAAUUGAGUUUCAGAGGAAAGCAAUUAAAAUGGGAAAGUGGCUGGAGGGGUUCAUUUUAAAAGAGAAAUUAAUAGAAAUAGACACCAUGUAAUGACCCUCAAAUUUAAAAGACCUAGGAGAGAGAGAGAGAGAGGAAUUACUGAGGAUAGUACACGGGGGGAAAUAAGGUUAAAUAAAUAAAAGGGAAAGUUUUGGUUGAAUAGCAGGAAGGACGUCAGUCUCCCAAUGGAAGUUAAGAUGUUUCAGACCAAACUGGCUCAAUUUUAGUACACAUACAGUAAGGAAUAACCCUGCACUGCCAAGGAGGUGGGCUUCCUAGUCCUCCCCAGGCUCAGAUUUCUAGAACUGGGAGAAUGUCACUCACCUAGAUCUUUUUCCUGAGGGGUUACAGCUGGUUCAAGAACCCUUCUGUGUGCAGGUAGUGUAAAUAGGAAGAAAAUGUCCAUUACUUUGCAUUUGUCUAUGCUGAAUUUCAUCUCCCACUAUGUUAGUGACUUACCUGGUUUUGCUAGGUCCUUCUUGGGUGCCUCAUAAUAGGGCCUGCUCUUUAACCUGAAUAAUGUUGGAAAAUCACCUCACUGUUCAUCCUCUUUUCCAGGUUAAGUAGAUGGUAGAUUUGAUUACUUCUGUUUGGAAACAGCUCUUUGUUCUUUUAAUUCCUUCAGCACUGACAGGUGAACAGCAGCUCUCUAGGUGACUUGGUGUAAUUCAUUCUGGAGUUUCCCCAUCACUCCUUUCUGACAUUGCUUCUUCAGCUUCACUUCCUGGAAAAAUAAAAUCCUGCAGAAGGCAUUUCCCAUUGUUUUCUGUGAAGAUGACUGGUGCAAAAAAAUCAUUUAAGAUGCUUUCCCAGUCUUCCUACACUCUGGUCAUCCCUUUUACUCCCUUCCAGACCCACUGAUUCUCUCAUGGGCUGACUCUUAGUAGUUAAUUGCUCUUCAGGUUCCCCCUUAACCACAUUUUGAUAAUAAUUUUCAGUUGACCCAGAUUGUAGGUGGUUUUCUUCUCCGUAAUGAUCUCAGUAAUUAUGCCCAUAGUCCAACAUUGUCACCCCAAGUCUCUUUAAAUUACAACAGUUAUUAGACUUAUUGGGCUUGCAUACACAAAUCCUGCACCAAUCAGGCGCCUAGUAUCCAGAAUGCUCUAUCCUGGAAACAGAUUACUGUACAAAUUGAUUAAUCUCCCUAACACACUAUAAAUGCACUUCUCCCACAAAACAGAGUGGAACCUGCUUAUAGUGAAAUGGUUUGCACAGGACUGUUUCAUUAAAAAGGUCUUUCCAUCCUAGCUGGUCAAUAUUUCUUCAUCUCUGCUCCUACAGCCACUUGCAUCAUUUUAAUCCCCUCUGACGUAUAUUUUAAUCUCUGCACUGAGAAGGCUGAUACCUGGGAUUCUGAAUACGGCUCAUUUGAUUUUUAUGCUGUGCUGAGAGGCAGUGUUGCCUAGUGGAUAGAGCACUGGAUUAGGACUCUGGAGACCUGAGUUGUUUGCAGAUCUACCACUGACUUGCUGGGUGACCACAAGCAAAUCACUUCUCUCUUUCUCAGUUUCCUUAUCUGUAAAAUGGGUAUAAUGAGGAUACUUCCCUCCUUUGUAAAGUGCUUUGAAAUCAAUAGAUGAAAAAGCACUAGGUAAGACAUAUGUCAGUAAUAAUACCUAAGCGUUCUUUCCUUUCACAGGACACCCUCGUUUCCAGUCCUGGACCUGUUUUUCCAAUGUUAUUAGAUCUGUCCCAGGUUCUCACUAUACUGCCCAAUAAUGAUUUUGUGUUUGUCUACCUUAAAUCUAUAGAUUGACUUUCAUUUCCUCAUCUUGUUUUGGGCUUGCUUUAUUCUUUGAGGAUGCCAGCAGAUUGCAAACCAGUACCUUUGUUUAGAAUCCAGCUGUGCUCUGAGUCACACUGUUUUGGCAUGAUUCUCAUUCCAUCAGCCUCAGCAAAGGCGAGAGCUCUUACCUACCACAGCAGUUUGUUAAUGUACAACCAUCCCAUCUAAAUACCCAGAGCCAUCUCUUCCCCACACUUGCAUAGACUGCUUCUUACUAUUCACUUCCUCGCCUCUCUAUAAAGGCAGGUUCAGCAAAACCCUUUGAGUUGAUCACCAAGGAUAUUAGACCUUCAAAAUGGAGAACACACAAGAAUUUACUACUUGGGAUUUUUUUAGUUUUCUAACUGAAAGUACAUUUUGCUUCCUAUGUUACUAAUAGGGUACUUGAAACUAUAUGUACAGUCUUAAGAAAAAAAUCUGAGCCGUAUCUCCUCAUACAUGACAGCAGGUGCUCAGUUCUUUUGUAUGCUGUAUAUGUCCCUCUCCCACCCAUGCAAUCUUGCUUCCCACCAGCCGCAUUUACAAAGUGAACACAAAACUUGGAAAACAUGGAAAUCAUUUUAAAUUAUGUUCUCACAACAUGCAGCAAGAGAAACCAGUGGAAGUGAGCAGGAAACGUAAAGCCUGACAGAAGAAAACUUAGAGAAUUUGGGAUUUUAUUUUCAUUUAUUAAACAGGGCAGUUGCACAACCCUCAAAGUGAAAGCAUCUGAACUUCCUUAUUUUUUAAGACAAGCAUAUUUUAACAAAUUCUUCCACUCCAUUGCUGUAUUCUUAAUGAUUAGCACAGGCACUGCAUCUUACCCUGAAAAAGCUAUAAAAUCAGAACAGGUCUAUUGCAUAGGAUAUGCUGAGAUGAUAAAGGGAAAGCUCUGUGUGAAACAAUUUCUGCAGUACAGGAAUACCACAACAUGUCACUCAGAGAAUGGGUCCCAGUUAAAUUAAAUAUCCAGUUGAAAAGACCAGUUCACAUUUGGCAUCUGCACCAGCAAACCCAAUUUCUUUCUGCAUUUUGUUGUUCCUUUUCAAGGUAAUGUACCAUUAAGGUUUCCACUUGUGGAAUUCACCAGCACAUCCUGCUGAGAGAUGUAGCCUUUGGCAAGUUUGGAGAAAGAGUUGAAAUUCAGGUUCUUUCUGAAUGUUGAAGUCUGCAUAGCAGAUUCGAUUGCUUAUGCUGGAAGCCUCAUGUCUUGAGCUUAUGAGUUCUCCCCACCCCCUUUUUAGUGCCUCAUUAAGUUCUUGAUUUUUUUUUGUAGUUUUCCCUAAUAACUAGGAGCUGUUUUAGAAAGUUUUUGUAACAUUUAUAUCAAUAUUUUACUUUAACAAGGAUAUUUAACUAAAAAAAAUGAAAUUUGCCUUAGUGUAGGUUCAAAAACUGGGUGGUGACAAAAGGGAGAGUGCAGGGAACUUCUGGAAGCCACCCAGAUUCACCCCUCGAAGUAUUCAAGCUCUGAACCUGCGGCUGGAGGAAAAGCUACAGUGGCCUUCACAGCUAUGGCAAAGUCAGGCUGAGGAUCCUCUUCAAGUCAGGGUGAACUUUGUCACCAGUGGAACAAAUUCUGCCCUCGGGUUCCAAUACACAGGAGUGGGACCUCCGAGGGCAGUAUUUGGUCCAAAGGCUGGGAGCACCCCUUUCCGAAAGCAGCAACUUGGAAUUUCUCUUCUACUGUAGCUGGGGUGGAAGGGAGUCAGCAUCUUUUUUCUUUUUCCAGGGAUGCAACUCAACCUUUUCCAUGCUGCACUUUUAGAGCACAAGUUCCCAACUUCCAUUCCUACAGCCACAGCUGUCAAGGCCAGCAGCUUCCCCUCCUUACAGCUGGAUUAUUUUUUUAAAGAAACUUUCUAGCACUUUUUUUUUUUUUUUUUUUUUUUUUUUACACACAGUGAAUAACCUCUUUUUAUAGGAGUAUUUUUGGGCUUUAUAUAAAACAAGGUUUUAAAUUGUAAAAUAUCAAGUGCCAUUAGGAAAUGUACAGCUCAUCUCUGUUAAAUUAGCUUUUCCACUGUCUUACAGAAUUAAGUCCAAGAUGAAAGGGUUUUUUUAUAAUGAAGUUUAUUAAAAACGUUUGAACUGUC
Chelonia mydas (Green sea turtle) is the source of this 9065-nucleotide messenger RNA. It is a transcript of the gene PLAGL2, whose product is annotated as PLAG1 like zinc finger 2. The record is from RefSeq and is a predicted model, not a curated record. The transcript is spliced from 3 exons. NCBI's taxonomy places the organism in Eukaryota, Metazoa, Chordata, Testudines, Cheloniidae. Gene Ontology annotation, molecular function: DNA-binding transcription activator activity, RNA polymerase II-specific. The coding region runs from base 260 to 1744 and encodes 494 amino acids.